Messenger RNA from Drepanopeziza brunnea f. sp. 'multigermtubi' MB_m1, 969 nucleotides. RefSeq lists its product as uncharacterized. The record is from RefSeq and is a predicted model, not a curated record. NCBI's taxonomy places the organism in Eukaryota, Fungi, Ascomycota, Leotiomycetes, Helotiales, Drepanopezizaceae.
AUGUCAUCCAAACCAUCCAUCACAAGUCUCGAGAUCCACGAAAAGUCAGAGCCGCAACGCCCGCAACGCGGCUGCAAGCCGAACCCGAGGUCCAAAAUCUGCGGGCUCGUCCCGCUGUGGCUCCUCGCGUGCGCGCUCCUCUUGGUCGUCGUGAUCGCCAUCGUGGUGCCCAUCGCCGUGGUCUUCAGCUCGAGCAAGAAGGGGACGCCCCGGUCCGAGGUGUUGGUACCGCUCUACGUGUAUCCGAGUCCCGGGGCCUGGGACCCGCUGUAUCAAGCAGCCGAGCGCCAUCCGCACCUGAACUUCACCGCCGUCAUCAACCCGGCGUCGGGCCCCGGCUCUGGUCCCGAGCCAGAUGGGAACUACACGCGGGGUAUCUCGAAGCUCAAUUCGUACGCCAACGUCCGGACCGUGGGCUACGUGUCCACGAGCUGGACGAACCGGAACAUCUCUCUCGCGCUGGCGGAUAUCAAGACGUACUCGAACUGGGCGACGGAUGCCUCGGUUCCGGAUCUGGGUGUAAGGGGUAUCUUCCUGGAUGAGGGGCCGACGGUGUGGACGGCCGAGAGCCAGGCGUACCUGGAGGAAGUUGCGGGUGUCAUUUGGGGCGAUGAGAAUUUCGGCAAGGGACCCUUGAUAAUCCAAAACCCAGGCGUAAUUCCAGACCAACGAUUCAUGCCCUCUUGCAAUCUCUCCAUCGUGUUUGAAGAAACCUACGAGAGCUACCAGACCCGCGGAAUCGACCAGGCCAUCACGGCGUUCCAAGCUCUAUCCAAGUCCGAUCGAACCAACAUGGCUGUGGUGAUGCAUAGCCUUCCUGCUACCAUUUCCGCCAAAGAACAGGCAACGCUCGUCAAAGGCCUGAGACAGGUGGCUGGGAGUAUUUUCCUGACUGGCUUGUCGGUGGACUACUAUUCCAGCUUUUGGGAUGGAUGGGGCGGUUUUGUAGAUGAUGUGGUUGCGAAGUAA